AUGGACUCGGUUACAAAUUUUUUCUGGAAUGACACCUAUAAUGCUGGUACUACAACAAGGUCAACGCUCAAGGGGAAAAAAGUGCAAAGUGGCAUAGACGGAAAAAGCCAAGCGAAGAAGGACAGUAUAUCUAGUAGUGCUAAAACUGGUGAUUCUAUGCGUGGUAGCCUGCCAUCUUCCAGUGGUCAAUCAGCUAGUGGUGGUGGUUUUACCUCGACAUCUAACAUCCAAAAGAUGAUGGCGGAUACUUUGGUGGAAAAGAUAAUCAAGAUGGCUUUACCACCAUCUUCGAAGACGGCAGUUGAUACGAUUCAUCAUCGUAUGGUUGCUGGUAAAGAGAGGCCUAAAUUGUCUGUACAAAUCACGAGUAGGAAUUUUAUACAGAUGAACUCGAGACUAGGGGUACCAUUCAUGAUUAUGGAUGAACUUAUAAAGAUAUUAAAUUGGGUUAACCCAGCGUACACAGUAUCUAUCAUGUUCUUAUACACGUUCAUCAUAUUGAAACCUUUCCAAAUGCUUUCCUCUCUCCCUAUUUUCUAUUUACUAUUCUGCGUAAUGGUCCCGCAGUACCUUUACAUUCAUAAGCCAAACCCGACGCACUACUUAGAUAAUAAUCAAACACCAGCGCAGGGACCGCCUUUGCGGAGACCUGAAAUUCCUAAGCCUGUUCCUGAACUGAGCCAAGAAUUUGUUUUAAACCUCACGGAUUUACAAAACCAUAUGCUGUUAUAUGUUAAAUUUUACGAUUUUACCUUACUCAUAUUACAAAAGUUUGCGUUCUUCACCAACGAGGCGAUUUCGUCGUUUUAUUUCAUUGUAUUGUUGAUAACAGCCACGUUAAACUUUCUGUAUAUGGAUAAAUUUAUCCAGCUCAUUCCAAUCAGACCCGUAUUGAUACUGCUCGGUUGGUGUUUUUUUAUUGCCUCGCAUCCGUUCAACCGUGAAUAUUUGUUAACCAAAUUAAAUUCAGAAGAGACAAGAUUAAAAACUUUGACUGUAAGUACCAAUCUGGAAUCUAAGAUCCUGCAGCAUUUAAAGCUCAUUGAGGCCAGGGAACACCGAUUGGUUAUGAUCUUUGAGAUCCAAAAGUAUCUUCCUGAAUACAAAGAAUGGCGCCCAAUCGGAUUUUCUGAUGACGACUAUUCUCUUUUCUCCAAUUUGAGAAUAUACCAGAGACGCAUUGAGGAAAAUUCAGUGAGAUCAUUAGAAGAAAUUGAGCCACCUAGGGAUUGGGAAUGGGAAGCAAGUUCUCACUGGGUGCUUGAUUUGGAUCCAAAAGAAUGGGUGGAGGACGAAUUUAUUCAGUAUGUCGAGAUAGAUUCAGAGACAAAAUGGGUUUAUGACCUCAAUCUUGACGGACAAAGAGGCUCAUAUAGAAGGCGGAUGUGGACCAAUAGUUGCGUUCGGAAGAAACUAGAUUCCGGUAUUUCUGCAAACUCUGACGAAGAAGAAGUAAUCAAUCCCUUGAGAGAAGAAACAUAUAGGCAAGGUGUACAUGGUGUGACGAAGGGUUCAAUGAGUGGCGGCCUAACUCACAGUAGUGAUGAUGACAACGAUGAUGAUGAAAAUAUAAACGACACUAUUCCUAACCUAAACAAUGCAGAUGCAGAUGCAUCUUAUCCAUCAAUUGAAGAGCUCACAGACACUCUCAACGCAACUAUAUAA
This is a messenger RNA of Saccharomyces paradoxus, 1665 nucleotides long. It is a transcript of the gene PEX29, whose product is annotated as Pex29p. The record is from RefSeq and is a predicted model, not a curated record. Bases 1 to 1665 code for a protein of 554 amino acids. Gene Ontology annotation, biological process: peroxisome organization. Lineage: Eukaryota; Fungi; Ascomycota; Saccharomycetes; Saccharomycetales; Saccharomycetaceae. Gene Ontology annotation, cellular component: peroxisomal membrane. The transcript has a single exon.